CAAAAGGGGUGGGAGCGGUCCUCCAAGCAGAUGAAACUAAUAAUGAGUGGUUCACAACCAAUGUAAGCAGUUUGCUUUUGUUGGAGUGCCUAUGUGAAGGUGGGAGUGAGAUGGAACAGGAGGGUGGGGCAGUGUGGUAUAGUGAAAAGAGCACUGACUUCAGUCAGGAGACCUGAGUUUGAAUCCUAACCCUAUGUUGUUGGAUAGCCUAGAAGUGGUUAAUAAGGCUUCUUGAGCCUCUGUUUCCACAACUGUAAAUGGGGGCAUUAACGCCUUCUUCAUGGGUUGUUAGGAUUAAAUUAGAUAACCAAACAAAUCACAUAGUAUAUUGUCUGGUGCAAUAAAUGUUUAACAAGUUACAGCUGUUAUUACUAAUGACAGAGUUAGUCAACAAUUUCAAAUGGUGCCAAGUUGAAAGAAGAGAAAGAGUAUAAAAUAAUCUAAAAUUGGAUUUGCCAGUGAGGAAGUUAUUGAGGACUUCUCGCAAGAACUGUUUUAAUGGAGCAGGGGCAGAACGUGUUGAGAAAUGAACGGGAGGUGAAAAAGUGGGGAAAAGGCUAGGCAAUCCUUUCAGAAAGCUUGCUGGGAAUGGGAGAGAGGUGAUUCAAUUCAACAACUAUAAGAUGAAGCGGAUUUUAGAUCGGGGAGACUUAAAUAUUUCUGUAUUCUGAGGGGAGAGAAUGGAUGAAGAAGGCUGAAGAUAAUGAAGAGGGUAUGGUUUAGAAUAGCAUUCACAGCCAAGAGAGACAGGAAAAGACAUUGAGAACAUAGAGUAAUUUAAAUAUGAAGAAAAAUUGGAGCAGAAGAAAAUGUGGAGUCUAUGUUUGACAGCUUGUAAUAAGAGUAGGUCUGAUGUGAAGGGAGCUGGAAGAGAAGGGAAAGCCUGAAGCACAUUUUGCACUUUAGAAACCCUCUGAGAGCCACAGUCUAUAGCAGAUUCUUCCACUCUAAGGACUACAGAUAAUCUCAAAGGAAAGCGGGAGGAAACUGCCAAGCCUUAACUUAAUGGGGGAAAAAGGCCGGAUGUCAAAGUAUAAUCUUAGGAACAUAAGCAGUGGGUCACAAAGGCCUGAACAUGUGCUGAAAUAAAGGACAAAUACUAUCGCUCAGAAGCUUGAAUGAACCAGCUCUUCAGAGACUGAGAACGACGAGAUCCAAAACAACUGCAAACCGCCCCGCCCUCCGCACGAAGACCUGCCAAUCAUCCCCUCUCUGUCCCUGAUUGGUCAGCGUCACGCAAACCGUGACGAUUACAGCACGCUUUGCCAAACAUUGAUUGGCAUGAUAAAGAAUCUACCUGUCGCCGAUGAUUGGCUGACCUGUCUAGGCUCUGGCCUAUCCUGAAAGGGGCGGGCUGGUUAAGAGUCAGGUUUCCCGAGCCGCAUUCCUCGCAUGUACUGGUCAGCCUGGUAACUGGCUUCUUCUAUCAUUUCUCUCAGGCCCUAACACAGCUUCCAAUGGAGCUUUCUUAUCAGACCCUGAAAUUCACGCAUCAGGCACGGGAAGCGUGCGAGAUGAGGACGGAGGCACGACGGAAAAAUCUUCUCAUUUUGAUUUUGCAUUACUUAACACAAGAAGGAUAUAUCGAUGCGGCCAAUGCUUUGGAGCAAGAAACCAAACUGGGGUUACGACGCUUUGAAGUUUGUGACAACAUUGACCUUGAAACUAUUUUGAUGGAAUAUGAGAGCUAUUAUUUUGUAAAAUUUCAGAAAUACCCUAAAAUUGUCAAAAAGGCAUCAGACACAGCAGAAAAUAAUUUACCACAAAGAAGUGGAGGGAAGACCAGAAGGAUGACAAGUGACAGUUGUCAAAAUCUCCCCAAGAUCAAUCAGCAGAGAUCACGGCCUAAAACCACAGUGGGGAAGACAGGGGACAUCAAAUCUCUCAAUAAGGAUCAUUCCAAACAGGAGGUUGUCAAUAACACUAACAUGGAGAGUGCUGACUUUGGCUUAAAUAUCUCAGGAAUCAACAAAGGCAGUGGAGAAGAAAACGCCCACCCACGAAGGGGCCAAAUCAUUGACUUCCGAGGCCUGCUCACAGAUGCUAUCAAAGGAGCAACUAGUGAACUAGCCUUGAACAGCUUCGACUGUAACCCAGACCCCUCAGAACGGUUGCUAAAACCUCUGAGUGCAUUUAUUGGCAUGAACAGUGAGAUGCGAGAAUUGGCAGCCGUGGUGAGCCGGGACAUUUAUCUCCACAAUCCAAACAUAAAGUGGAAUGACAUUAUUGGACUCGAUGCAGCCAAGCAGUUAGUCAAAGAAGCUGUUGUGUAUCCUAUAAGGUACCCACAGCUGUUUACUGGGAUUCUUUCCCCCUGGAAAGGACUACUGCUUUAUGGCCCUCCAGGAACAGGAAAGACCUUACUGGCCAAAGCUGUGGCCACCGAAUGUAAAACAACCUUCUUUAAUAUUUCUGCAUCCACCAUUGUCAGCAAAUGGAGAGGGGACUCAGAAAAACUUGUUCGGGUGUUAUUUGAACUUGCCCGCUAUCAUGCACCCUCCACAAUCUUCCUGGACGAGCUGGAGUCAGUGAUGAGUCAGAGAGGCAUGGCUCCUGGGGGAGAACACGAAGGGAGCCUUCGGAUGAAGACAGAGCUUCUGGUGCAGAUGGAUGGGCUAGCUCGCUCAGAAGAUCUCGUGUUUGUCUUAGCAGCUUCUAACCUGCCAUGGGAGCUGGAUUGUGCCAUGUUACGUCGCCUGGAGAAGAGGAUUCUGGUCGAUCUCCCCAGUCAGGAGGCCAGGCAGGCCAUGAUCCGCCAUUGGCUGCCCCCUGUGAGCAAGAGCCAAGCCCUGGAGCUGCACACGGACUUGGAGUAUGGAGUGUUGAGCCAGGAGACAGAGGGCUAUUCGGGCUCAGACAUUAAGCUUGUCUGCAGGGAGGCAGCCAUGCGGCCUGUGAGGAAAAUCUUCCAUACACUUGAAAGUCACCAGCCAGAGAGUAGCAGUCUACCUGCCAUCCAGUUGGAUACAGUGACCACCGCUGAUUUUUUGGAUGUGCUGGCCCACACCAAGCCUUCAGCAAAGAAUCUGACUCAGAGAUACUCAGCCUGGCAAAGAGACUUCGAGUCUGUUUGAAAUUACAUUGAAGCUGACCUGGCCACAAAGGCAACCACAGAGGCCUGCUAGCUUAUUAGUGGAAGUGGGAGAAGAAUAUAAUGAUUGGAAUGGAAAAGAGAAAUUUAUUUAUGAGGACUGGAUUAACUUGGACAACUAUUGUUUUGAAAACCUUAGAUGCUUUCAUUAAUUUUUCACAAUAGAUGCAAAAUACUGAAAAUUUCAAUUACAUGCAAAUGUACUAUUGGGUCAUGCAGGGGAGAUUUUUUCCCACAGUAAAAGGCGGCAUAAAAUUUUGAUGAACCGUUUCCUGUAGUGUUCCGUGUUUGUGAAAUGGUAUCUUUAUUUUGAUGUAAAAGAUGUCAGAAAAGUUGUGUUGGAAAGCGUAGGAUGGCUUUGAGUUGGGGCAGCUGACCAGAAGCUAAGUUUGACGGGCCGUACAACCAGGUGAGUUUAAGGGUGGAUAAGGACAGGGAGCAGGGAAGGAAAUAGAGACUGGUUCUCAUUCUUGACAAUAUUCUGAAUCUCAUCAGCUCUCCCUAAUUCUGACCCCAACCAGCUUUAUCAGCAGCAAACCUCUACCAAACUGGUCCCCAUGUGGAAAUGCCACUGAUCUCAUUCCCUACGCCAGAGUGUUCUCCUGGACACUUCUACCUCCUCACUUCCCAUAUCUGGUUUGCCUCUUUUUAAUUGUUGUAAAUAAAUUAUAUAUAUAUAUAUAUAUACACACAACAUUUGUAAAUCCAACACUUUUCAGGUGUAUAAUUUGGUGAUACCAAUUACGUUAAUCAUGUUGUACAACCACCACCCAUACUCAUUGCCAGAGUUCCCAUGGCCAUAAACAGAAACUCACUGCUUCCUGAACAAUGUCUCUCCCCUUCUUCCUCCCCCCCACCUCUGGUUGUUGUUGCUGGGUGCCAUUGAGUUGUUUUUUCGACUGGUAGCGACCCCAUUUGACAGGGUAGAACUACCUCCUAGGGUGUUCUUAGCUGUAAUAUUUAUGAAAGCAGAUUGCCAGAUCUUUCUCCUGUGGGGCCGCUGAAUUAAAACCUUCAAACUUUCUAGCAGCCAAGUGCUUAACUGUUUGUACCACCAGGGCUCCUUCCUGCCCCUGGUAGCCACUAAUAAACUUUGGUCUCUAUACAUUGGCCUAUUCAUGUCAUUUCAUAUAAGUGAGAUGGUACAAUAUUUGUCCUUUUGGGUUUAACCUAUUUGAUCCAGCAUAUUUUCAAGAUUCGUCCACCUUGUAGCAUGUAUCAGGGACUUCAUUUCUCUCUAUGGCUGAGUAGUAUUCCAUUGUAUGUAUGUACCACAUUUUUAUCCAUUCAUCCAUUGAUGGCCAUUUAGGUUGUUCCCCUUUGGCUAUUGUGAAUAGUGCUGCAAUGAGCAUGCAUUUGUUUGCUGUGGCUGUUUUCACGUUUCUGAGGUAUAUAUACCUAGGAGUGGAAUUGCUGAGUCAUACAGUAGUUCUAUGUUUAACUUUCUGAGGAACUGCCAAACUUUCUUCCACAGCGGCUGUACCAUUUUGCAUUCCCACUGGCAGUGGAUAAGGUUCAAAUUUCUCCACAUCCUCGCUCAUAUUUGCUAUUUUCUGUCAUUUUUUUAAAAAAAUCUUAGCUAUUUUAGUUGCAGUGAAGUAGUAUUUCAUUGUGGUUUUAGACUUGACGACAAUGGGUUUGGUUUUUGGUUUUAAGGGCUAAUGAUGUUGUGCAUCUUUUCAUGUGCUUGUUGGCCAUCUGAAUAUCCUCCUGGGUGAAAUGUCUGAGUCCUUUGCUUAUUCUUUUUAUUAUUAUGCUUUACGUGAAAGUUACAGCUCAAUUUUUCAUACAAAAGUUUAUACACAUGUUGUUUUGUGACAUUAGUUGCAAUUCCCCCAAUGUGACAGCACCCGCCCUCCCCGGCUUCCGUGUCCAUUUGAUCAGUCCUGUCCCCUCCUGCCUUCUCAUCCUGCUUUUGGACAGGAGCUGCCCAUUUGGUCUCUUAUAUCUGAUUGAAAUAAGAAGCACAUUCCUCAGGUGUAUUAUUUUUUUGUUUUAUAGUCCUGUUUAAUCUUUGUCUGAAGAGUGGGCUUCAGGAAUGAUUUCAGUUCUGGGUUAACAGGGUGUCUGGGAGCCAUAGUUUCAGGGGACUUUGCCCAUUCUUUGAUUGGGUUGUCUUUUUGUUGUGAAGUUGUAUAAGUUUUAUAUGUAUUUUGGAUAUCAGACUCUUACCAGAUACACAGUUCCCAAAAAUGUUCUCCUGAUCUGUAAGUUCUCUUCACUUUUUUGAUAAAAUCCUUUGAUGAACAAGUUUUUUUGUUGUUGUUGUUAUAAAAGUAUUUAAUUUUUAUGAGGCCCAUUGGAUCUAUUUUGCCUUUUGUUGCUCAUGUUUUUGUUAUCAUAUCUGAAAUUCCAUUGUUAAAAACUAGGCCCUGCAGCCACACCCCUAUA
This is a messenger RNA of Loxodonta africana (African savanna elephant), 5482 nucleotides long. It is a transcript of the gene KATNAL2, whose product is annotated as katanin catalytic subunit A1 like 2. The record is from RefSeq and is a predicted model, not a curated record. Gene Ontology annotation, molecular function: ATP hydrolysis activity; ATP binding; protein binding. The coding region runs from base 1458 to 3074 and encodes 538 amino acids. Lineage: Eukaryota; Metazoa; Chordata; Mammalia; Proboscidea; Elephantidae. The transcript is spliced from 16 exons.